GAAGUUGCAUCAGGGUCCCGGCUGUGGGAAUACGGCGGGGUGGAUAAAUGACAGCCCGCUCUGCUCUGGCGGUGUGAGCUGCCGCAUGGAUGCGCUGUGUCAGUUCAACUCCUCCUGCAGAGCUCUGCAGCGCCCCCACGCCGAGACCGCCUUCCUCUACAGCCUGCUGGCCUUCGUGUCGCUGCUCACCGUGGCACUCAACCUGCUGGUCAUCGUGUCCAUCUCCAACUUCCGGCAGCUGCACACCCCCACCAACAUGCUGCUGCUGUCGCUGGCGGCCUCUGAUCUGCUGGUGGGGCUGCUGGUGAUGCCCAUCGAGGGGGUGCGGACCAUCGAGUCCUGCUGGGUGCUGGGCAGGCUGAUGUGCGUGGUGUCUCCCUUCAUCUCCUACAGCCUGCUGUCUGCGACUGUGGGGAACGUGCUGCUCAUAUCCAUCAACCGCUACCUGGCCAUCUGUGACCCCCUGCGCUACUCCAGCAAAGUCACGCUGCGCAAAGUCAAGCUGUGCGUCUGUCUGAGCUGGGCUUGUUCCAGCGUCUACAACUGCCUGAUACUGAAGGACCACCUGGGCAAAGCUGACCAGCUCAUGUGCCACGGCGAGUGCGUGAUGGUGGUCAGCCACAUCGCAGGCACCGUCGACCUGGUGGUCACCUUCUUCCUCCCCUGCGCAGUCAUCCUGGUUCUCAACAUGAAGGUCUGCGUCACAGCCAUGUCACACAUCCGCCUCAUGAGGUCCAGCAAUCCCGAGGCAGCGGCCCAGCACUCCAAGAGGUCUGAGAGGAAGGCGGCCAGGACUCUGGGUGUGGUGAUCGCCGUCUUCCUGGUGUGCUUCUGCCCGUACUUCUACCCCACGCUGCUGGGUCACGACAUCUCCAGCAGCUCGUCCUACUUCGCAGCCCUGUCCUGGGUGAUGAUGCUCAACUCCAGCAUCAACCCUCUCAUCUACGCCCUCUUCUACCCCUGGUUCCGAAAAGCCGUCAAACUCAUCUGCACCCUUCAAAUCCUGCUGCCCAACUCCCGCGACAUCAGGGUCCUGUAG
Molecule: messenger RNA, 1039 nt
Organism: Synchiropus splendidus (mandarinfish)
Lineage: Eukaryota; Metazoa; Chordata; Actinopteri; Syngnathiformes; Callionymidae
Product: trace amine-associated receptor 13c-like
Exons: 1
Coding region: 86-1039 (317 amino acids)
Biological process (GO): G protein-coupled receptor signaling pathway
Cellular component (GO): membrane
Molecular function (GO): trace-amine receptor activity
Source: RefSeq, a predicted model, not a curated record